AUGAAACUCACCUUUGCCUUGAUUGCUGCCAUUGCAGCCUCAGCUUUCGCCGCAGUUGGGGGCCGCUGCUCCAACAACUGGGGUGGUGAUUGCAUCUGCCUCGACUCGAGCGUCUGCCGGAACCGCUGGGGGGGUACCCCGUAUACUGGCUCUCCGGGCAACUGGCCCUGCCCCAACGAUCCUGACAACAUCAUGGCAUGCGUUGUCAAGCCUUGCCCCGGUCAGGGCAGCGGCACCCAGUGCUUGUGGAGAAAUGCUUGCCGCAGCCCCAACGGAAACCCUGUUUGCCCGGGAGGUAACGACUUCAUCUGCUGCAACCAUCAGUGGUAG
Podospora anserina S mat+ is the source of this 330-nucleotide messenger RNA. RefSeq lists its product as uncharacterized. NCBI's taxonomy places the organism in Eukaryota, Fungi, Ascomycota, Sordariomycetes, Sordariales, Podosporaceae. The coding region runs from base 1 to 330 and encodes 109 amino acids. The transcript has 2 exons. The record is from RefSeq and is a predicted model, not a curated record.